CAGUGAGAAGUCACUACCCUCUUGCUUAAACCGACCUGUCGAACUUAUUUCCGCAUCGAGCUGCCCGGAGAACGCCCGUACUUUCGUUUCCUAAUAUCAAUCAACAAUCGUUUCCCACUGAACCACAUCUUGAUGAAAGUUAGAUCUCACCAUCUUCAAUCACUACGGAAGGACCUUGAACUCUAUCGCCAACCACCCGAAAAGCUAAAUCGAACUCCAUCACCGAACCAAUCCAAUUCAAGCCAGCUAGCCAGCCACCUCACCCUCACAUCCAGCCUCUCAGUACACACGUACGUGGCAAUGGCAAACGAAACCCCGCUUGAGCGGGAUGGGGGCCGCGGCAAUGACAGUUACACAAAUGUGGCGCGCGGCCUAUCACCCCUACCCAUACCGAUCAAACACACUAGCAAUAACUACCUGACGCCGCCACAUGUACCUACCUACCUGCCUACUUACCUUAGUCCGGUCAGAAGAAAAAUCAUUCUGAAUGUCCAGGGGCGGUUCUUAUCGCGGGUAGGUACAGGUUACAAUACAUCCAGAUCCCUUCCUCCACGCGAGAUUCGAGAAGAGAGCACAACAUUCGCAUCUCUCACGAGGAUAUGUAAGUGGAUGUAGAUAAUGUGGAUUUGUGGGUAUGGGGUCGGUGGGAUUGAAAUGGCUUUUGCCCCCUUGGC
Molecule: messenger RNA, 674 nt
Organism: Aspergillus ibericus CBS 121593
Lineage: Eukaryota; Fungi; Ascomycota; Eurotiomycetes; Eurotiales; Aspergillaceae
Exons: 2
Coding region: 133-615 (160 amino acids)
Source: RefSeq, a predicted model, not a curated record